Molecule: messenger RNA, 1102 nt
Organism: Triticum aestivum (bread wheat)
Lineage: Eukaryota; Viridiplantae; Streptophyta; Magnoliopsida; Poales; Poaceae
Product: acyl-coenzyme A thioesterase 13
Exons: 2
Coding region: 47-607 (186 amino acids)
Molecular function (GO): fatty acyl-CoA hydrolase activity
Source: RefSeq, a predicted model, not a curated record
CACAUACAAAAGGGAUCGUCAGCAUAGUAGUAGGAGCAGCUUGGGUAUGGCCGACUCCCCCGAAUUAGCUCGUGCUCGUGACGUCCUGCGCGUGAGCGCCGACGACCGCGCGCGGGUGGACGCGCUCUCCUCCGCCGCGUCCGCAUACGUAUCGGCGGCUUCUCCUCAUCUGUCGCCGAGCUUCUUCGAGGGGUUCGCGCUGCGCAGGAUCCGCGUCCUCAGCGUUCACCCGGGAUUCAUCCACUGCUCGUACGACGUCCCUCCAAGCCUCACCGACUCCAGCACCGGCUGCCUCGCCGCCGGUGUAGUGGCGGCCCUGGUGGACGAGAUCGGCUACGCCGCGGCCAUCUCCGACGCCCAAAACUUCAAGAUCUCCGUGGACAUGUCCGUCGCCUUCCCCGAUCUCUCCCAGGCCCGCGCAGGGGACCGCCUGAGCAUAACGGCGAGGGUGCUCGGACACAAGGGUGCCUACUCCGGCACGCACGUGCUCCUCACCAACGCCAGCACCGGCAAUGUCGUCGCUGAGGGCAGGCACUCCGUCUUCGGUAACCUGACGAAAGCACCACUCAAGCCAGCAGCCACUACUGGUCUGAAAAGCAACUUGUGAUUCUGCCUCUGCCUACUCCUACUCCACUAGCCUAUUAUGCAUCUUCUUUCCUAAAUAUAAAUGGCCUCUCCUGUAUCUUUCUUGACAAGAAUAAAAUGAAAUACACUACUAAAAAGGAAUAAAAGGAUGCGUGUUCGUGUACUGAAUCCAACCCAAACUCACUGUCUUGUGCUGCUUUUUCGUGUCCUGCGUGCGCACCUACCAUUGUCAGCCAUUUGAUCGGCAGACCAAGUAGCAACCCAACCAGCUAAGCAUCACUUCACGUCCCCGUCAAUUAGCCCCAAACAGCCUGGCCUAACACAUCACGUCCCCAUCGAUUAACCCCAAACAGCCUGGCCUAACACAUAUAAAUAUCUACUAUGCCAAAUAAGUUACUCCCUCCGUCCGGAAAUACUUGUCUUAGAAAUGGUUGAAAAUGGAUGUAAGUAUUUCCGGACGGAGGGAGUACGUACUAACUAUAAGUUCAGUGCUCAACAGUGCCUGAUCUACCCAGCA